AUGAUUUUUCGGAAAGAUCCAACAACCAACUUCUCCGACACAACACCCCCCGUUUUGUUGUUUGUGGAGCCUUCUAGCCUUCUAAUAAGUUUGUGGAGCCUUCUACUGUACCGUUACAGGCCACCGUUCAACCUAUUAAUAACUGAUAAGAUUGAUAGCCACCAUGUCCAAGUCUCCAGGACCAAGUGGUGUUGGAAUGCCUCCCAACGCCAAAGUGGCGUCGCCGCCACCGCCUCCUCCCAACAAGACGGAUCCCUUUUCUUCUUCGUUGGACGAUCUCGUGGACAAAUUCCUGUCGGGUCCUUCGGUUCGAACACAGCAAAUGAUAGCCCCGCUACUACGACCUCCUCCUUUGAUUGGGGACGAGCCAAUUCAAACGUUGCGAACACUGGUGGAACGACGCGCCUGGGGAGAUGUCCUGCAAGUGUCGAACGAUCUCUUGCGCGGCAUGGAUUCGGCCUAUGCGGCAACCUACAAUUCACUCCUCUUUUCGGGAGCCGCACCUAGUGGGAGUAUCAAGGAAGAGACGGCCGAAAUAAUGGCACUUCACUGUCAUGCUUUGAUCAAGCUGCGACGAUACACAGAAUUGGGCAAGGAAAUUGAAAAAUGGAAAUUUCUUCACUUUAAUGAAGGCUACAGACCAGAGGACGAGUCGAUCAACUGGGAGUCCAUCAAGUGGGUUCCUUGGAGUCUCUAUAUCAUUGGCUCCGAGUCCUUGCUGUAUACCACAGACGAUCCCAAUCGAGGAGCCGAUGCCCUGAAUGCUUUGGCCACUCGUAUGGACGAAGAAUCCGAUGAUGCACGUUGGAAACUCUGUACAUACCGAGCAUUGGCCAAUGCCUUUUCGAGGAAACGAGAAUGGCGAUUGGCCAUUCAGGCGCUCGAACACAUGUUGCCCGAAAUUGAAACCGCUGUCAAACAAGAGACAACGACAAUAAUCACCAACACCAAAGCACUCGCAAUGGCCUAUCGAGUCGAAGUCUUGUCAGUGCAAGGUAGAUACCUGCUACAUGCCGGAGCGGUGGCAGAAGCAUCCUACAUUUUUCAGGUGGCACAGCAAGACUGGGACACUGUCAAGGCCAAUAAUACUGUCGACAACAACGAAGCCAACAUGGCGGUGGCGCAUGCACCGGCACAACUAUUGGCCAAUGAAGGAUUGCUGUGUUUUGCAUAUGCCAACUACGAACAAGCCAUUGAAUGUUUUCGAAAAGCCACGGAUAUCUUGCGAAAAUAUUCCGUCGUUCCCGUCUACCGAUCGACCGACUGGAUUGGUCCGUCGGUGGUGGGCGUCGCUCCUCACAGCACUCUUUUGAAUGAAUGCGUCAACAAUUUGGCCAUUUGCGCCCUCUACAUUGGACGCAUGGCAGAAGCCGUCAAUGUGUUGGAAACAUUGGUGCGGGAGGAUCCCACCGCAUUCUUGACCGAACGAGUUGCCUUUAAUCUGUGCACCAUGUACGAGUUGGGCUGCGAUUCCACCGCCAGUGCCCUCAAGAAGCGCGUCUUGCAAUGCAUCAGCAAACGAUUCUUCCUCCACGACGUUGGCCCGGAAAGCUUUCGAAUAAACUGAGUAGUGUAGACAAGUUGUUCCCUCCAAAGCAAUCUCUCAGAUUAAAAGUAGUCUAGCGAUGGCUCCACCCCGGAAAAUGUCGCUUCAUGAGUCGCCGGCGCAAGCCAGAGCUUUGAGAGACAAUCCAAAACGUUUUGCUUCCAUUUCUUCGUUCACAAUUUCACACAAGCAAAUAUCAGUGCGAUGAUACGUACAAGCAACCGGUACACACACUCUUUGCUAAAAUCGUAUGAUACAUUUGCAGUGUUAACUUAGGGAUUGGCAGCGUGUGCACUUGUCAGGAAGCGGGGGGUGUUUCGCACUUUUAGAAGUCUCUUUUAGUUGACAGAUGGAUUUUCUCUGAACUUAUCGAAGUUAUUACAUG
Molecule: messenger RNA, 1931 nt
Organism: Seminavis robusta
Lineage: Eukaryota; Bacillariophyta; Bacillariophyceae; Naviculales; Naviculaceae
Source: the annotation of a GenBank genome assembly